Molecule: messenger RNA, 2221 nt
Organism: Hemicordylus capensis (graceful crag lizard)
Lineage: Eukaryota; Metazoa; Chordata; Lepidosauria; Squamata; Cordylidae
Gene: SCG3
Product: secretogranin III
Exons: 12
Coding region: 655-2040 (461 amino acids)
Biological process (GO): protein localization to secretory granule
Cellular component (GO): secretory granule membrane
Source: RefSeq, a predicted model, not a curated record
CCUUUUCUCUGCCAAGCUGGGGGCGGAGGGGGCAGUGAGGAGGUGGAGAUUCUUCUGCAGGGCUGGCAGAUCCGGAGGAGGCAGAAAAUCCCCAGCAGCUCCAUCCAACAGGCUAGCCCAGGAGAGAGAGAGAGAGAGAGAGAGAGAGAGAGAGAGAGAGAGAGAGAGCGCUGUGUGGGACCAGGUGAUGCACGCAUGCUCCAGCAUCUGCAGCCCCCCCACACUCCUUUCCAUCCUCCUCCUCUUUGAUCUCCUCCCUUUCUUUCUCCUCUCGUCCGGGGCUCUGAACAGGGAAAGGGACUAGCUCAUCUCUUAUGAUCAGGGCAAGCAAAGAAAGGAGGCGGAGUGAAUCAGGGAUCUGUGCCUUCUCGCAAAGUCGCCGGCUUCUCUGUAGCGCCUCUGGUUUCAGCACCAGGAGGGCUGGACAGCUCCCGAGGUGCUUCUUGCCGGCUGGGUACCACUGAGACCGGUAAGGAAGCAUCAAGGCGCCACGGCUGGUGAAAACAGGGGAGCAUCUUCACCGACACCCCCUUGAUCUUGCUGAAGCAACCAGGAGCAUCCCGCUCUCCCCUGAGGCUCUGACUUUCUCCCAAGUCAGAGGGCUUUCUCCCAAGCCCCGGCGGAAGCAGCCAGGAAGACCCAAAGAACAGAAGGAUGCUCCCCAAGCUGGUUAUCCUGCUCCCGGUGCUGACCUUGCUGGUGGGCCGGGUCCAUGGCUUCCCCAAGCCGGAGGGCAGCAGAGAAGAGAAAGCUAUACACAACAGAGAAUUAAGUGUAGAGAGGCCACUAGAAGAACAGAUUGCUGAGGCAGAGGCAGACAGAAUGAAAAAGACAGCCCUUGCAGAAAGCAAACCGGAAUUCAGAAAUUACUCCUUUGCGGAUGAUCUCCAACUACUCAAAUCGGCAGCAGAAAAAGAGAGGAAGGAAAAGGAGAGGGAAUCGCUCAGAAGCUCCCUCUACGAUCAACCGCGUGCCCUCGAUGACGCCGAUUCCACCAAGAGUCGCAGGCUGGUGGACGAUUAUGACUCCACUAAGAGCGGUCUGGACUAUAAAUAUCAAGAUGACCCAGAUGGACUCCAUCAACUGGAUGGCACGCCGUUAACGGCUAAAGAGAUCGUCCAGAAGAUUGCCAUGAGAAUAUAUGAGGAAAAUGACAGAGGAGUGUUUGACAAAAUUGUUUCUAAGCUUCUGAAUCUGGAACUCAUCACCGAAAGCCAGGCCAACACCCUGGAGGACGAGGUCGCUGAGGAGCUGCAGCAGCUGAUUGCGAAUGAAGCCAAGGAUCGGGAAAAGGCGUCAGAAGAUGCUGAUUAUCUUUCAGGCAGAUCAGACAGUCAUACCAAAGAGAGCCAGGAGGGGAGAAUGGCACCCAAGAAUACCGAUCAAGACGAUACCUUGUCUAACACAUGGACUUCCUCCAACACCUUGGAAAGAAGGAACGAGCUGCCUCCCGAGGAUAAUUUCGAAGAUCUGCAAUAUUUCCCUAACUUUUAUGAACUACUGAAAAGCCUUAACUCAGAGAAAGAAGUGAAGGAGAAAGAAACGCUGAUCACGAUCAUGAAGACCUUAAUAGACUUUGUGAAGAUGAUGGUUAAAUAUGGAACCAUUACGCCGGAAGAAGGCGUCUCAUACCUGGAAAACCUAGAUGCGAUGAUUGCUCUGCAGACAAGAAAGAAGCUAGAAAUGCCCAGUACCAAAGGCAGGCUGUUGCCAGAUAAGAGCACGGAAGAGGCCGACAGCACCAAAGCGGCGGCGGCUAAGAUGGAGAAAGAGUACGAGACGCUGAAAGAUUCCACAAAGGCUGAAGAACAAAACACAGAAAUCGAGGAAGAGCCCCAAGGGAAAGCCGAGGCCUACCUGGAAGCCAUCAGAAAGAACAUCGAGUGGCUGAAGAAACACAACAAGCACGGGAGCAAAGAAGAUUACGAUCUCUCUAAACUCCGGGACUUCAUCGAUCAACAGGCUGACGCGUAUGUAGAUAAAGGCAUCCUGGACAAAGAAGAGGCAGAUGUGAUCAAACGUAUCUACGGGAGCCUGUAAAGCAUGGAAAAGAAGAUGUAACUUGAAGCUGUAGGAAAUUCUAGUCUAGCUUCACCCUCAUAUAGUUCUAUGACCUACAACUUUUCCCCCCCUCCCUUUUUCUUUUUUCAAAGAGAGGAUUAGAAAAUGUCUAUCUGCAUUGUACUGAAUAUUUUCCAGGUAAAGCUCUUUGUCAACAGUC